Penicillium waksmanii is the source of this 1839-nucleotide messenger RNA. RefSeq names its product WASP family protein. Lineage: Eukaryota; Fungi; Ascomycota; Eurotiomycetes; Eurotiales; Aspergillaceae. The record is from RefSeq and is a predicted model, not a curated record. Gene Ontology annotation, molecular function: actin binding; alpha-tubulin binding; gamma-tubulin binding. The transcript is spliced from 4 exons. Gene Ontology annotation, cellular component: early endosome; recycling endosome; WASH complex. The coding region runs from base 1 to 1839 and encodes 612 amino acids. Gene Ontology annotation, biological process: exocytosis; Arp2/3 complex-mediated actin nucleation; endocytic recycling.
AUGCCCUCCAUCCUGAGCGAUGCCGACAAGGAAACGGUUAAGCGAAAUGUUCCCAAACCCGCCAACAAGAUCUUUGCCGUAGCUGUCGCACGACUCUACGUUGCCUAUCCGGACCCCGGACGAUGGACCUACACCGGCAUACAAGGCGCCGCCGUCAUUUGCAAUGAUCUCGUCGGCCGAACAUGCUGGCUGAAGAUUGUCGAUGUUUCGCCCGCUGGAAGAGGUGUGAUCUGGGACCAAGAACUCUACGACAACUUCGCCUAUAACCAGGAUCGAACCUUUUUCCAUACCUUUGAACUCGAAAAUUGCGCCGCUGGUCUCUCCUUCGCCGACGAGAAGGAAGCGAAAACAUUCAUAAAGAAGGUGCACGAACGGGAAAAGGCUGUCAGCAAAGAGACUAAGCAGACUCCCUUUGCCUCCUCUCGGGGACAGGGACCUGCGCCGGUUUCCAAUGGAAAGCGGUCCCUCUUCGGGAGCUUGCUGCAUCGUGGUAGUCACAGCCACAACGCUCCACCAACGCAGUCGAUCAUACCUGCAGCUGCACCUCCACCGUCGCAACCUCCUUCACUGCCCCCCAGCGCACCUGUGCCUGCGCCUACACCAGCCGCCCAUGCAGAUUUGCCGUUUGACCCAAGAGACCCGGAGUGGAAGCCAUUGAUGGAUGAACUGCAUAGUAUGGGUAUAACGGAGGACCAAAUCGCAGAGAACUCCGAAUUCAUCAUGGGCUAUAUACAGCAGAAGCAAAGCGCAAGCGAACCUGCCCUUCCUGCUGACGAUCAACCGAAACCCCGCGCUCCUCCGCCACCACCACCCGGUCUACCCAAAGUGAAUACAAUUAGCCCCCAGGGCACUGGGACAAGCUCGGCCGGCCGACGCGGCCCACCACCACCACCCCCGUCCCGCAAAGCUCGCACAGAUACGACUGAAGAAGCUCUAUCCCCGCCCCCUCGUGAGCCUUCGCCCCCGGCGCCGCCAGCGCAACCAGUUCGAAGAUUCAAUGCACCACCUCCGCUUGCUGAUGCAGGAAAAUAUGCCGAGCCCGCGGGUCCUGUCCCGCCGAGGCGGCCUCGAGCAACGUCAAACGUAACACCAGGCGCAGUCCCCGGCCCCCCACCACCCCCGCGGCCACCGAAGGAGGCCAUGGAUGGUAGCCAUCCUAGAUUUGGAGUACCUCCACCAUUCGCAGGAGAUCGCAAGGUUUCCGCUCCGCCCGCGCCUCCGAGCCGCAGCCCAGGGCCUCCCGGUCCUCCACCUCCACCCCCUCGCGCUGAGGACUCCCACCUCCCCCCUCCUGCUCGCUCCGUCCCUCAAUUGCCGCCGCCCCCUCCACCUCCAGCUUCCAUACCCGGCGGACCUCCUCCGCCGCCCCCACCUGGAGGAAGCUCCGGUGCUCCUGGAUUGCCUCCUCCUCCACCACCACCUGGGCGCUCGGGGCCUUCAGUUCCACCUCCACCUCCACCUCCUGGCGGUGCUGGUGGACCGCCACCACCGCCGCCCCCAGGAGGAUCAGCUGGAGGGCCACCUCCACCCCCUGCACCUCCUGGAGGAUCCGCGCCGCCGUUGCCAAAGAGUGAAGGUGGACGAGAUGAUCUCCUGGCCGCUAUUAGAGCUUCGGGGGGCCAAGGCGGAGGCGGUCUCAAGAAAGUCAAGGAUGCAGACAAAAAAGAUCGAAGCGCCGCCGCCGUCCCAGGAAGUGCGGCCGAAUCAGCUGCUGCUGCAUCUGGCGGUGGAGGUGCUCAACAAGGUGGCCUGGCUGGCGCCUUGCAGGAUGCACUGAGCAAGAGAAAGCAGCGGGUUAGCGGAAGUGAUGACGAAAAGGACGAUGACGACGACUGGUGA